This is a messenger RNA of Lachancea fermentati, 528 nucleotides long. Lineage: Eukaryota; Fungi; Ascomycota; Saccharomycetes; Saccharomycetales; Saccharomycetaceae. The record is from the annotation of a GenBank genome assembly.
AUGGGCGCUGCACCAUCCAGAAUUAUUGAAGACCUCUUGGAGGAUACCAACUUCGAGAGGGAGGAGAUUGAGAGGCUGAGGAAGCGGUUUAUGAAACUGGACAGAGACAGUUCUGGUUCUAUCGAUAAAACCGAGUUCAUGUCUAUUCCUGGUGUCUCAUCAAAUCCCUUGGCAGGUCGUAUUAUGGAGGUAUUUGAUGAAGACAAUAGUGGGGAUGUUGAUUUCCAGGAAUUCAUAACGGGGCUAUCUAUCUUUAGCGGGAGGGGUAGUAAAGAUGAAAAGCUUAGAUUUGCGUUCAAAAUAUAUGACAUUGAUAAGGAUGGCUUUAUCUCCAAUGGUGAAUUGUUCAUAGUGUUGAAGAUUAUGGUGGGAAACAAUUUGGAAGAUGAGCAACUACAACAGAUAGUGGAUAGAACUAUACAAGAAAAUGACGUGGACGAAGACGGCAAAUUAAGCUUUGAUGAAUUUAAAAAUGCUGUUGAAACCACAGAGGUUGCGAAUUCCCUCACGUUGCAAUGUGAUAUAUGA